UAAAACACCCACCAGCCACCACAUCAGUAAUCACCCACAAAGGCCACAUCUAAGAUAUUUCCCAAUAUAAAUUUCUCUCCCAUAUCUGAAAAUCUAGCUUCUCAUCCCCACCCAAGUUGCACAACAACAAUUAAGAUAAAAAAAACCAAGUGGUCUUGAUAGAGUGGUUGACUGGUUGUUCACUGUGUCCCUUAAUCAAUUAAUCGAGGGUUCGAUCCUCAACCUUUGAAAAUGAAAAGAGAUUAUUGACCAACCCUUUAUCUUUAAGUGGAGCAUCUGGAACGAAAGGAUUAGUUACUGCUAUCGACAGUAAAUACCUUAGUUGUUCACUCAAAAAAAAUAAGAUAAAAUAAAAAAAUAGAUAAGUUUGAGGCACUCCAUAUAAACAAAAUUAAAUAGACUCCCAAAAAGUUAAGCUAGCUGUUCCUCUUUGUGGACAUGCCGUCCAUUAAUCUCCCCACAAAAUUAUCACAAAAGCAACAAAUUUAAAGUCCUCUCCUACAUCCAUCCAUGUCGGUGAUAUCUUAUUAUUCCCAUCCAUAAUAAUAUAUACUCCUCAAAAUUAAAAACAAAAACCAACCCUCAUCUUUAUUUUUAUAAAUAUAUAUAACCCAUAUUUAUUUUCCCCCAAACUCAAAAAACUCAAAACCCCCAUAAUUCCUCUCUCUAUUUUCUCUCUCCUCAACAGAAAAAAUUGUGAAUUAUCAAAAAAAGGGGGCAUGGAAGCGGGGUCAACGAAGAAGAGAGAGAGAGCAGAGAAACCAUACAAAGGGAUAAGGAUGAGAAAGUGGGGAAAAUGGGUUGCUGAAAUAAGAGAACCUAAUAAACGUUCAAGGAUAUGGUUAGGUUCAUAUUCAACACCAGUUGCAGCUGCAAGAGCUUAUGAUACAGCAGUUUAUUAUCUUCGUGGACCUACUGCACGAUUGAAUUUUCCAGAGUUACUUAUGGGUGAGUGUCGUUUAAGUGAUUUAUCGGCGGCUUCGAUUAGGAAGAAAGCUAUUGAAGUUGGUGCUAGGGUUGAUGCUCUUGAAACUGCUUUUCAACGCUCUAAUAAUAAUAAUAAUAAUAAUCAUUGUCAUGAUAAUAGUAAUCAUCAUCGUAAUCAUCGUGAUGGUGGUAAGGUUGAGGAGGAUGAUGAUGAUGAAGAGGAGAGAGAAAAGAGUAGUGGUGGUUGUGGAUGGGUAGUUGAUGAUAAACCUGAUUUGAAUAAGGUACCUGAACCUGAAGAUUCUGAAGAAUGGGAAGAUUCAUAGAUAGAAACAAAUUUAAAGAAAAGAAAAAGAGAAUUAAAGAGUUUUCUCUUUUUUUUUUUUUUUGGGUUUCGAUUGAAUUGAUGAAGUUUCUAGAAUGAGAGAAACAGAGAGUUUUUGCAAAUUAUAAACAAGUUAGGUUGCGGUUGUGGUUGCGGUGGGUUACGGUGGCGCAAGAUUCGAUGUCGGUGGUGGUGGUGGCGGCGGAGUAGAGAGAUACUACUUUUUUUUUUAAUGGUGGGGCCAGUUUUAAAAAUGAACUCUUUUCUCUCUAUAUUUCUUUUUUUUUUUUGUUUUUUUAGAGUUAAGUUAGCUUUUUUUUUUUCUUUUUUGAAACUUAUUACCCUUUUUUUAUUUCUUUUCUUGAAGAUAGGCAAAUGAAAUUUUGGGGGAUGUAAGAGGAUAAUAUUGUAAAUACAUGGGUCUUUCUUUCGUUAAUUUUUAAUAUAGUAGAGUAACUCGCUAGUAGUAGCUCUCAAAUGACCCCCUUUUUCUUCUUGGUUUUCUCCUUAUGUUAAUGCUUUUGCAGGAAUUGUGGACGCAUGGUCUUUUUAGUGGUUUGUUCUUCUGUA
This is a messenger RNA of Beta vulgaris subsp. vulgaris (sugar beet), 1822 nucleotides long. RefSeq names its product ethylene-responsive transcription factor ERF010. Gene Ontology annotation, biological process: regulation of DNA-templated transcription. Gene Ontology annotation, molecular function: DNA-binding transcription factor activity; DNA binding. The record is from RefSeq and is a predicted model, not a curated record. The transcript has a single exon. Bases 720 to 1253 code for a protein of 177 amino acids. NCBI's taxonomy places the organism in Eukaryota, Viridiplantae, Streptophyta, Magnoliopsida, Caryophyllales, Amaranthaceae.